GCCACCGAGUGACACGUGACCUAUUCAUUAGUUCUGCUAUGUAACCAGCAAUGUUCGUGGUUGGUCGAUCUUUAGGUCCGUGCUUGGCCCCAUUUUUUCCUCGAUUUGUCACACGAUACACGGUGCGGCUGAGGCGCUUUGCUUCGAAACAAUCUAGCGUGACUGUGAGCGAGAGCACACCUCACCAGGAUUGUUCAAAUGUUUUACUGCAUGUUCAUGACCCCCCUUUAGAGGGGCAAUGGGCGGAAAAUCCUGAAUUGGAAUAUGCAAACAUCACUUCGAGGCCUGUUUCUUUUGAUUUCGUCCAGCCCAACGAAUUCUUUCAGCUGAAUGAAAUUCGCCAACUUUUGAAGCAAGAAAACGUUCGUGAUCUUAUCUUCAUCAAACUUCCACCAAACCACAUUUGCACAUAUAUGGUCAUUGGCAGUGGUAUGUCACGCAAUCACGUACGGGCGACUGCGUCGGUCGUCUAUAGGAUUCUUAAGUACAAGAGACGAACCAGCUCACUGGGACUGCCUCGUCUGAAUGGUCUAGACGGUUCUUGUGAAUGGAUCGCAAUGAAUCUUGGGAAUAUCCUGCUUCAUCUUUUUCUACCACCGGUGCGUGAAUACUACGAUUUAGAGGGAUUGUGGGCCGCCGGUCCGGAAUACGACGAAUAUUCUCGAGUCGUGAAUGUGCGACGUGGAGACAUUCCGUGCCACUUGCAACAGGUUGACUGGGACCAGUUGAUUCAGGAAGUUCAACAACGGAACUAUGACACGGUCAACUCGUCCACUGAUAGUAGACUGCAUUAAUGUUAUUAUUUCACCUCCAUGAAAGUGUACAUUGACUCGAAUACCUCAAUGCGCCAUUUCCACUUAAUGUUUAAAACAGACUACGCGGUCUUGAAACACACGGUUCCUUCAAAGCUAGUUUAUUACUUGUUUAGGGAGAUUCGGUCGGACAACCUCCUUGUUCCCGUGAAAGCGCACCAUGCCAAUUUUGCCCUAUGGAUAGUUAUCAGCUCGAACUCACGAGCAGCCUUUCAUUAGGCAGCGAUUUAAGUCACCAAAACACGAGUGGCAGCAGCGGGCCACUAUGGCUGAGUACCCUGCACGUUGUUUCCGUGCGAGAAAAAAUGCCUGGCCUCUUGAGCUACAGCUUCUCUCGCUUGCUGAAUGGUCAUCUUAGGCACACUGUCUUCUUGACAUACCAGAAAUCAAUAUCGUGAUGGAUCUUCUACCACUUGGUUCAGCAUCCGUCGAGAGUGACAGCACAAUCCAUACGUCUAGCGAUACUGAUUCGGCACUUUGAGGUAUGGAGUCGUUUUUGCCAUCUGUAUGAAUACAAUCUACUCGAACGGAACCCAGUGAACAGCUAGCGGUUGGAAUUUGCAUUCCCGUUAAAAAUUGUUAAGUACCAUCUGCGAGCAGUUGUUUCUGUAUAUGAUGUACCAAUCCAACAAUUCUG
Messenger RNA from Dicrocoelium dendriticum, 1449 nucleotides. The record is from the annotation of a GenBank genome assembly. Lineage: Eukaryota; Metazoa; Platyhelminthes; Trematoda; Plagiorchiida; Dicrocoeliidae.